Messenger RNA from Microcebus murinus (gray mouse lemur), 1171 nucleotides. RefSeq names its product apolipoprotein H (gene APOH). The record is from RefSeq and is a predicted model, not a curated record. Lineage: Eukaryota; Metazoa; Chordata; Mammalia; Primates; Cheirogaleidae.
UAGAGGAAAACCACUUUGGUAGUGCCAGUGGGAAUCAUCCACAAUGAUUUCUCCAGCGCUCAUCUUGUUCUUGAGUUUUCUCUGCCAUGCUGCUAUUGCAGGACGGACCUGUCCCAGGCCAGAUGAUUUACCGUUUUCCACAGUUGUUCCAUUAAAAACGUCCUAUGAGCCAGGGGAGCAGAUAGUGUACUCCUGCCAGCCAGGCUAUGUGUCCCGGGGUGGGAUGAGACGGUUUACCUGCCCUCUCACAGGGAUGUGGCCCAUCAACACUCUGAAAUGUACACCCAGAGUCUGCCCUUUUGCUGGAAUCUUAGAAAAUGGAGCAGUACGCUAUACAACUUUUGAAUAUCCCAAUGCAAUCAGUUUUACUUGUAACCAUGGGUUUUAUCUGAAUGGAACUAAAUCUGUUACGUGCACUGAGGAAGGAAAAUGGAGUCAGGAGCUUCCUGUCUGUGCUCCCAUAACCUGCCCUCCACCACCUGUACCUAAUUUUGCAACACUUAGUGUCUAUAAGCCAUCACUUGGAAACAACUCCCUCUAUAGGGACACAGCAGUCUUUGAAUGUUUGCCACAUCAUGCGAUGUUUGGAAAUGACACAAUUACCUGCACAGCAUAUGGAAAUUGGACUGCAUUACCAGAAUGCAGGGAAGUAAAAUGCCCAUUCCCGGCAAGACCAGACAAUGGAUUUGUGAACUAUCCUGCAAAACAAGCACUUUAUUACAAGGACAAAGCCACAUAUGGUUGCCAUGAAACAUAUGCCCUGGAUGGCCCAGAAGAAGUAGAAUGCACCAAACAGGGGAACUGGUCUGCACAUCCAAGUUGUAAAGCAUCUUGUAAAUUACCUGUUAAAAAAGCCACUGUGAUAUACCAAGGAGAGAGAGUAAAGCUGCAGGAAAAAUUUAAGAAUGGAAUGCUGCAUGGUGACAAAGUUUCUUUCUUCUGCAAAAAUAAGGAAAAGAAGUGUAGCUAUACAGAGGAUGCUCAGUGUAUAGAUGGCACCAUUGAAAUCCCCAAAUGCUUCAAGGAACACAGUACUUUGGCUUUCUGGAAAACCGAUGCAUCAGAUGUAAAGCCAUGCUAAAUGUGGUUUUCGGAUUCAAAAUUAAAUGUCUUGUUUGUUCAAGGAACCUAAUGGAAGUGGAAAAAUAAAGUUACUGAAUUUAUUGCCUCA